AUGUUUAAGCUGAAUGAAAUCAUUACAGAGAAACAAUCUGACAAGUUCAACAAAUACAAAGACACAAUUGAAGACAUCAGUGAGAUGUCACACAAUGCAGAGUGCUCAAGUGAUCAGAAUAAUAAUAGCUUAUCAAGCAAGAAGACUCACAUGAGACUAGAAAUUGCAAGACUUCAGCAUGAUAUUGAGCAGAUGAAGAUCAGUAGAAGUGACUCUGCAGAUGAUGAGAUAAGAGCAGAUCUGACAGAAUAUCUUCAACAGAAAGAGAAGAUAUCUGUUAUAAUAAAAGUUCUUGAAGAAUUCAGAAGCUAA
Molecule: messenger RNA, 312 nt
Organism: Blastomyces dermatitidis ER-3
Lineage: Eukaryota; Fungi; Ascomycota; Eurotiomycetes; Onygenales; Ajellomycetaceae
Exons: 1
Coding region: 1-312 (103 amino acids)
Source: RefSeq, a predicted model, not a curated record